AUGUCACUAUCAUGGCCGCCCCCAAACAGUCAGAAACCACCAGACGAUGAACCUCUUCUACACUCUCUACACAGAGAUACUCUCAAUGGUCUGCUCCGCGCGCCAUCCAGACCACACACGCCGAGUUCGUUCAAAUUGCGCAGUCUGGGGAGCGGUUCCCAGUCCGGCCAAGCUGCGGAGCCAGAGCCCAGCAUCGACGAAGAUCCCCAGAUUGUCCGGUUUCGCGCACUCUUCCAAGAUGCCGAGAGCAAACUUGCGACACUGUUCAAUGAUGUCGGACAAGUUGUAGUUCCUCAAAGGCGCACUCUUGCUGCCGCUUCUCUCCUACAAUCUGCGCCCGAUGCUGCUGCAUCGUCCGCUCCGCCCCCUGCUCCUAUAUCAAAAAAGCGCAAAUUGGAUGACGACGACUACGAUGAUUAUGACGAUGACGACGACGACGAGCAAUUGGACGCCGAUGCGGCCAACGCGUCCUCGGUCAAAAACAACCCGAAUAAGAUGCAUAUCAUCGCCGACGCCACCUCGUCGCCGACCCCAAGGCCCGCUCCGCCCCCAAGCAUUCCCUCCGACUCGGCAAAGACCGCUCUCAAAACGGGACAGAACAAACAGAAGGAAGAUGCCGAGGAUGCUCGCAAGAAGCUGGAAGAGGCGAAGCGCAAGGAAAUCGAGACUGUCAAAACCCUGUCGCGCACAAUGUUCUUCACGCUUGAAAAUGACAGAGAUGCGAUGUUGGAUCAGCAACGCCUGGACGAGGCAGAGCGCCGAGCCGAAGCAGAAGCAGAAGGUCAUGCUAACCGACAGAAUGCUGCUAUGCAGCAAGGUAGUCUGAGCAAGGCCAAUCUCGGCGCAUCAAGCCUGACGCUUAAGAAUCUCAUUGCGCGUCUAGAUGAACAUCGCAACUUAGUCCAUGCCACUGAGUCGGAGCUGCGCGCUCUGAUGAGCGAGGUGCGCAAGAACCGGAGCAAAUGGGCAAGUGAAGACAAAAUCGGGCAGGAAGAACUCUACGAGGCUGCGGAGAAAGUCUUGACCGAGUUGAAGGCUCAUACAGAGCACUCGACGCCAUUCCUUAACCCCGUCAAAAAGAAGGAUGCCCCUGACUAUUACCUCGUCAUCAAGCAUCCUAUGGAUCUUGGUACCAUGACCAAGAAACUCAAGCAAUUUGCUUACAAGUCCAAGAAGGAAUUCGUGGAUGACCUCAAUCAGAUUUGGAAGAACUGCCUCAAGUUCAAUAGCAAUCCUGACCAUCUAUUCCGAAAGCACGCUCUCUUCAUGCAAAAAGAGACUGACAAGCUUGUACCUCUGAUUCCGGAUAUCGUCAUCAGAGACCGAGCAGAAGUCGAGGCUGAAGAAAGGCGGCAACAAGGUGAUCUCGACGAUGGCGCUGAGGAAAGUGACGAUGAACCCAUCAUGUCAUCGCGAGGACGUAAAGCACCGAAGAAAAGUGCAAAGAAAGGGGGUGCAGCCGCGCGAAAAGCUCCGCCUGAAACGACACCCAUCCCAGAGACGAAGCCUGUGUUACAGUCACUGAGCUCCGUUCAAAAUGGCAUCCGAGCGGAAUCUGAGGUCGACGGGAGUCAAGGCCAGUCGACGCCUCCACCGGGACUUUUGACCCCUAUCGGCGCGCCCGGGCCUGGUAGUGUUGCAGGAGGCGGCAGCGAAGCAAUGGAUUUGGAUUUACCCGCACUGCCUUCAUCAGCACUGAUACCUGAAUAUGAAGACGAAGAAUACAAGCUCUGGAAACAGAAGACGAAGAAGGAUCGCGCGAUGCUCGCGGCCGCGCGACACAAGCUUUUCCGUGGAGACAAGUUGAAUGCUGAGGAGACAGCAUUACUGCGAAGUAAGGCUGGGAUGCGCAGGUGGCAGCGUAUGCAACGAGAAGCUGCGGGCCAAGAUGCUGCCGAUCUUGGGGCUGAGGCAUCUGAACGGGACAACAGGGUUGAAAUUCAUGGUCAAACCCUCGCCGAGGGAAUGGAGGUCGAGGAGGAGAAUAUGCUCCCUGACUAUUACGAUUCGCUCUCGGCCAUACCUGACAUCAACCCCCGACUGAGAUGGGACCAAGACUCUGAAGGAUAUGUCAUCGAACACGCCGAGGAGUUUCUCCGACUGUAUCCUCCCGGGCAAUUUGUGGCUCCGCGCGGCAAGCUAGCUAAAACGAUCGAGAACAACAUGCGACAAAUGCAAGACACUCGGAAGGUGGUUUCGAAGAUCAGCGUUGUCAAGCAAAUGCAACUCCAGUCGCAGACUUAUCAAAACCAGUUCCAGAAGUACCAACCAGAACCAUUCCUCGAGGCAGAUAUUCCAAACCAUGUCAUGUCCGAUGAUGGGCCUGUCAUGGCUCCGUGGGUCUGCAAGGCGGCCUUCCAACGGUCAAUAGGGGAAAUUUUCUUUCACGCAGGGUUCGAAGAGUUUCAGCCGUCAGCGAUCGAUGCGAUGACGGAUCUGGCAGCAGACUUUUUCCAACGACUGUGCUCCACCCUGGUGAACUACAGAGAAGACUAUAAGAUUCCCGUGCCGACUACCGUUCCCGCGGCCCAGGGUGAGGAUAGCAAGGUGGUGUACAAGCCUCCAUAUACAACGGAGGAGGCAAUCCUCCACUCUCUGCACACAGGUGGUAUAUCUCUUAAUGACCUGGAUGUGUAUGCACGAGAAGAUAUCGAUAGGGCGGCCAGUAAACUCACCAUGAUGCAUGAGCGAAUGAAAGGACAUCUCGCCGACCUCCUUCGACCAGCAUUGACCGACGAAACCGCCCAUGGACAAGGAUCAUUUGCAGAUGGUGGAGAGCAGUACGUCGGCGGAGACUUUGCAGGUGAUCUCGAUGAAGACUUCUUCGGCUUCCGCGAACUGGGACUCGACAAGGAGUUCGGAAUGGCCAGUCUUACAGUACCAUUCCACAUUCUUCAGAACCGUCUCGGGCUCAGCAAUCAACAAGAUAACUCGGCAGAGUCGGCGGAGAAGAUGUUCGUGGAACCGCCCCGUUGGCCCAAGAUCACCAUUGAGAAUGUGGAAGAACAGAUUGGUAUCAUUAGGGAGUGGUUCAAGAAACGCCUGCACGAUAACGGCGAGCGUCCCCUGGUGGAGGAUCUGGAACUGCCACCAAAGCAAAGGCCCGGCCAUGGAAGGGCGCGAAUUCCAGCGUCCGGGAAGAUUGGAGAGGGCACGCUCAAGAACAACAACAGUCCCCAGAAAAAGGCGGCAGCUAACAAGAAUGCCGCGAAUGCUGCAAAGGCUGCUACAGGUGCGGCGGGGAGCGCCACACCGGGUGACAAAGGCAAGAGAAAGUCGGUCGUCGCCAACGGGGUGGUUGACGAUAGUCCAAUGGUCAAUGGCAUUGGAAACGCCACUCCGUCAUCACCAGGUCCCGGCGGGGAUGGGAGCCCUGAGAAGAAACAGAAGCCUGUGCUGAAAGCGAAAACUUCGACGACUGAGGCCCCCAAAGGUCCGGAUAAUGACAAGAAUCAAGAAGGAAACACACUACCUCCGGCUGUGGAUGCUUUGGAUAUGAUGGAUGGUGUCAACGGCGAGAUGCCCCAGGUUAAUGGUGUCGACAAAGUGCAUGGUGUGAAUGGAGAUGGCGAUGCAAGCAUGAUGAGCCCUGAAAGCUUAUGA
Molecule: messenger RNA, 3603 nt
Organism: Fonsecaea nubica
Lineage: Eukaryota; Fungi; Ascomycota; Eurotiomycetes; Chaetothyriales; Herpotrichiellaceae
Exons: 1
Coding region: 1-3603 (1200 amino acids)
Biological process (GO): regulation of transcription by RNA polymerase II
Cellular component (GO): SLIK (SAGA-like) complex; SAGA complex
Molecular function (GO): structural molecule activity; protein heterodimerization activity
Source: RefSeq, a predicted model, not a curated record